AUUCUCCAUUAUCAUCCCUCUCUCUGUAUCACUCACCCUUGAAUAGAUAGAUGGCUGAUGUAAAUGCCGCUUCAUUUGAGGCCUUUCUCCAAGGCUGGAUGGUGCGCCAAAAAGACUUCCUUGGUGAGCUUCACUCAGCUCAUCAACAGUAUCAGGAGGGGAAGAGAGCAGAUGUAAGGCCCUUGAUCGACAGGGUCAUUUCCCACUAUGGUCAAUACUUCGAAGAGAAAUCAAAGAUCGCACACCACAAUGUUUUUCUUGUUUUCUCACCACCAUGGUUCAGUUCAUUAGAACAAUCCUUUCUUUGGGUUGGGGGGUUCAAGCCUGGAGUGGCUUUUCAGGUUGUGAACACAGCUUUGGGGGACUUGACACAAGACCAAAAAGAGAAGUUGACUGAGCUGAAACAAGAGACCAAAGUGAAGGAGAGAACUCUCAAUGAUGACUUGGCCAAGCUUCAAGAGAGCGUAGCAGAUCCUCCUCUGGUGGGCCUGGCCAGAAGCCAGGGCAGAUUGUGUUUCAGCGGUCCCUUCGUGACAGACCAAGGUUCGGUCCCGAGCACUUUCAAAGAGAAAUUGGAGAAUCUGGUGGCAAAUGCAGAUGCUUUGAGGACAGACACAGCUCUGAAUAUUUUGAAGAUACUGAGACCUGCACAGAUUGUCAAAUUCAUGGCUUCUGCGGCUGAGCUUCAGAUCAAGGUUAGGUCUUGGGGUUUGGACAAGGAUGCCCAGAAUGGAGGCGAAGACUGAAAUAAGAAAUGAAAAUUUGAAGGCUUUUAUGUAAGGGGUUUCUUUUUCUAUCUGUUUCUGGCAACUGGUGAGUUAAGGGAUAGAUGCAUAGGCAUUAGUAGCAUCUAUCAUGAUAGAUGUGUGCCUGUAAUUCUGUUCCUCUCUACCUGGAGUUUCUUUUAUGAGAGUCGAAUAAUGAUGAACAAAAUAAGGCCAUGCAAUGCAUGCUUUAUGUAGAUGCUAAAGCAUCAGCUUAUGAGCAUCAGUUUAUGUUCAUCAGUACCUCUGACAGAGGUAAGCACUGUAGAUUGGUUGCUGCUAUAUAUUUACCUAGUAAGAAUAUAGUAGAAACCUAAGGGUUGUAUGUUUUCCUUUUUGUUUUUCUUUGUGUAUUAAGUCCUGUUUUUCAGAGAUGAACUUGGUUGAAUAAAAUGUGAAACCCCGCAAAUUACUUUUUAACUA
This is a messenger RNA of Vigna radiata var. radiata (mung bean), 1187 nucleotides long. Its product is annotated as protein DOG1-like 4. NCBI's taxonomy places the organism in Eukaryota, Viridiplantae, Streptophyta, Magnoliopsida, Fabales, Fabaceae. The record is from RefSeq and is a predicted model, not a curated record. The transcript has a single exon. Gene Ontology annotation, molecular function: sequence-specific DNA binding. Gene Ontology annotation, biological process: DNA-templated transcription. Bases 51 to 746 code for a protein of 231 amino acids.